UUCCAUCGACAGGGAGGUGGCGGCAGACGCCUUCCACGGACGGGGGAUGUGAACGCCCUCGCUCCAAGUCUCCCUCCCAUUCGUCCCCUUCUUCUCCUCUUGCUCCUCUCGCUUUGUCUCUCAAUCUCCCGCUCCCCUGAUCGAUUCAUCGGUGAAUCGAUGGCGGGGGUGCUCCUUCCUCCUUCCUCCCUCCCGAGGAAGCCUUGCCUUCCUUCAACCUUCUUCAGUUCUGCCGUACCGAAGGCGCCAAGGGGUAGAGUUGCGGUUUGUCGAGCGGCCAUGGUCUUCCGAGACCUGCAGGCAGAUGAUUUCAGGCACCCUCUUGACAAGCAGAACACAUUACUUUUGAGGGCAAUUCCUGGACUGAAUGAGCUUGGCAAGGCCUUACUAGGACCAAUUUCGGAGCAAGUGAUGCUUCUUGAAAAUAUAGGGACAUCUGUUCUUGUGACUGAAAAUCAGCUCUCUGAUCUUCAUACAUUGAUGGUUGAGGCUGCUGCAAUACUGAAUGUUGAAGCUCCAGAUCUCUAUAUUCGUCAAAAUCCUGUUCCAAAUGCAUAUACACUUGCCAUUAGUGGUAGGAAGCCAUUCGUCGUUGUGCACACAAGCCUUGUGGAGCUAUUGACAAGAAAAGAAUUGCAGGCUGUCAUGGCUCAUGAGCUAGGCCAUUUGAAAUGCGAUCAUGGGGUGUGGCUUACCUUCGCCAACAUUCUGACCUUGGGUGCAUACACUAUUCCUGGGCUGGGUGGAUUUAUAGCACAAAAUUUGGAAGAACAACUAUUCAGGUGGCUCCGUGCAGCUGAGUUGACUUGUGAUAGAGCUGCACUUCUUGUUUCGCAAAAUCCGAAGGUGGUCAUCUCGGUAUUGAUGAAACUAGCAGGAGGCUGCCCAUCCUUGGCCGAUCAGUUGAAUGUGGAUGCCUUUCUUGAGCAGGCUCGCUCAUAUGACAAGGCCUCUUCAAGCCCAUUGGGAUGGUAUAUAAGGAAUGCACAGACGAGCCAACUGUCUCAUCCAUUGCCUGUUUUACGUGCACGGGAAAUUGAUGAAUGGUCAAGAAGUCAGGAAUACAGGUAUCUUCUUAAACGUGCGACAGAGAUGAGCACCAUGUAUGGUCAACAGCAUCAGAUGUGACAUCACGCAUGGAAGCCAGUAUAUAAAAGCUGUAAAUAUAUUCAAUUGAAUCUGCUAGCACAUCCAUCGCUACGAGUCCCAGAGCUGCAUGUGAAAAGUAGCACAUUCUGAAGACCAAAUGUGAAGACCAAAGGGUGUAGCUAUUAUCUUUUACAUCAGGCAUGGGCAGGUGACUUCAAUCUCGAUGGCGGUGGACUUGGUCUCGCCGUGGAUCAUUUUGUCUACUUGGAGGCGACUUGCAUAUAUGAGAUGUUUGUAAUCUACCACAGGAUCCCACUACAAACUUUAAUAUGUAAGAAAAUAAGACGUUCUCACACAUAAUACAGUGCCGUGCUAUCAUGAAGUGUAGGCAUAUACUUAGAAAAUUGUCAGAUGGACCUCGAUUCUUUGAUUAUAUCAUUAAAUGUCUUGUGAUA
Messenger RNA from Nymphaea colorata (pocket water lily), 1544 nucleotides. RefSeq names its product plastoglobule-localized metallopeptidase 48, chloroplastic. Gene Ontology annotation, molecular function: metalloendopeptidase activity. Lineage: Eukaryota; Viridiplantae; Streptophyta; Magnoliopsida; Nymphaeales; Nymphaeaceae. The record is from RefSeq and is a predicted model, not a curated record. Gene Ontology annotation, cellular component: endoplasmic reticulum membrane. Bases 160 to 1128 code for a protein of 322 amino acids. Gene Ontology annotation, biological process: CAAX-box protein processing. The transcript is spliced from 10 exons.